This is a messenger RNA of Dichotomopilus funicola, 909 nucleotides long. Its product is annotated as glycoside hydrolase. The record is from RefSeq and is a predicted model, not a curated record. The transcript has 3 exons. Gene Ontology annotation, molecular function: chitosanase activity. Lineage: Eukaryota; Fungi; Ascomycota; Sordariomycetes; Sordariales; Chaetomiaceae. The coding region runs from base 1 to 909 and encodes 302 amino acids.
AUGCGUAACCAACUCUUGAUCUCAGCCCUCCUGGGCGUCGCCAGCGCCCGCGAUAUCCCGGCCAACGUCCAAGCCUUCUACGACCAGGUCAAGUCCGCUGGGACCUGUUCCAACAAGCUCGCCACUGGCUUCUAUGCCCUGGACGGAGGCGCCAACACUUAUUCGUACUGCGGUGACCACCUCGACGACUAUAAUGUGGUCUACAUCAAGGGCACAGAUGCUCGCCUUGCCGACAUGGAUAUCGACUGCGACGGUAUCGGUGAUGGGCCCGGUAAUGAUGGUCGUUGCGGCAGCAGCUCGGACACCCAAGGCGAUACUUCCUUCAUGGAUGAGGUCGCUAGCUACAACAAGGGCGUCGACAACCUCAACGCUUUCGUCCAUACCUAUGUCGUUUUUGGUAACACGGGGAGCAAGUCGGGCUGGAAGACGUUCGACCCCAAGGAGUACGGCAUUGAGCCGUUGUCCCUCAUGGCCGUUGUGUGCAACAACAAGCUGAUCUACGGUAUCUGGGGUGACGAGAACGGCGAUGACGGCCAGCACCCGAUGGUUGGCGAGGCUGCCAUCUCCACGGCCACGGCCUGCUUCGGCACCGGUGUCAACGGCAACGCCGGCCACGAGCAGACCGACGUCCUGUACAUCGCCUUCCCCGGCUCCAACGCUAAGCCGGGCGCCAACGGUGCCGACUGGGGCGCCCAGAGCUGGCAAGACUUCCAGUCGUCGAUCCAGUCCCUCGGCGACAAACUCAUUCAGCGCAUCGGUGGCAAUGGCACCGAAGGCGGCGACCCCGGCAACGGCGGCGGCGGCGACAACUGUGAAUGGGCCGGUCACUGCGAGGGUGCCAGCUGCUCGACCGACGAUGACUGCUCGGACCCGUGGUACUGUGUCAGCGGGAAGUGUGGCACCGACUAA